CUACUGCAUUCUCAGAGUUUUUAGUUAACUCUUCACUUCUGUACGUCUUGGGGUCUUGGUCUAGCUUCUAGCAUAUAUAAAUAUAAAUUAUAAGGUGUAAUGUUAUGAUUGUGAUAAACUUUAAGAACUGUAAAUUUUAUGACAUUUUAUAUGGCCCGCUCAGUAGCCUGUUGUUGAUAAAGCUUGAUAAUUUACUAUUUCCAUUCAAUUCCAUUGAUAAAGUUGUUGAAGAUAAUUCACAGUAUUCUUACAUCACAAUAUUCCGCCGCAGCCGUUUAGCAGUUGUCGAAGUAUACAAAAGUUUUUCUUUAUUCGAUUGUGAAAUAAAAAAUAUUAAAAAAAAAAUAAAAGUGCAAAAAAAUCAUAGUUCUUCAAAACUUGAUUCGAACGUGUUCCUUCAAAAAAUUCUCAUCUUUUCUGAUAAUCAACAUAUCGAGUGUUAAAUAAUAAUAAUAAUCAUCAUCAUAACAACAGCAGAAGCAAUAUAGGUAACAGCAGCAACAAAUCAGAAACACAAGUAAAAUAAAUUCAUUCACAGUGGCGCUGCAUUCAACAGAAGCCCUCAUGGCAGCGGGCUUUUUAAAAUCUGGUGAUUUAGGACCACAUCCGCAUAGUUAUGGUGGUCCGCAUCCACAUCAUUCUGUACCACAUGGACCAUUACCACCGGGCAUGCCAAUGCCAUCAUUAGGACCCUUUGGGUUACCUCACGGUUUAGAAGCUGUUGGGUUCUCCCAAGGUGUAAAUACCCGCAAACAAAGACGCGAACGUACAACAUUCACACGAGCGCAAUUAGAUGUAUUGGAAUCGCUAUUCGGCAAAACACGAUAUCCUGAUAUUUUUAUGCGUGAAGAAGUUGCUUUAAAAAUAAAUCUACCCGAAUCAAGAGUACAGGUUUGGUUCAAAAAUCGACGCGCCAAGUGUCGUCAGCAACUCCAACAACAACAACAAUCGAAUUCGCUCAACAGUUCCAAGGGCAAUAGUGGUAAUGUGGGAUCGGGCGGUAACUCCGGUUCCAGUCGCAAUUCAUCGAAUAGCAAUAAUAACAGCGGCAACGCCAACAAUCAAAAUAGCUCUAGUGGCAGCGGCAAUUCAGGAACAAACUCAUCCGGCACUCCAGCGAAAUCGAGCAAUAACAAUAACAACAACAACAAAUCAUCGGCGAAUUCAGCGCCCUCUGGCGGAGGCGGUGGUGGUGGUUCGGGUGGCCAAUCUCUCAAGUCACACCAUAGUUCCUUCUUAAACUCGCAUUCCCUAUCGUCCCAUCAUUCAGGCGGAAGCAUGGCUGGCAACGGGGGAAAUUCCGCCGCCAACUCGCUGAACCUCGGCAGCGGCGGUCACAAUUCCUCGCCCAUUCUUCCAACACCUGCCACCUCCGUCAGUCCCGUGAGCAUAGUCUGCAAAAAGGAGCACAUGGGCGGCGGCGGAGGAGGCGGUGGCUAUCAGUCAUCUGCUGCUUCCAAUGGCGAAUCACUUCGUGCCGCAUACGAUUCCAUGAAAGACACGUCCGGCGGCGAUCUUGGCUCGGGUAGCCAUCACGCCAGCCUCUAUGGCAGUGCCAGCACCAAUCCCAGACUGGUGCAGCCCGGUGGCAACAUCACACCCAUGGAUUCCAGUUCAAGCAUAACCACCCCGUCCCCGCCCGUCACACCGAUGUCGCCACAGAGCGCCGCUGCGGCACAUGCUGCUGCCGCAGCUCAGUCCGCUCAAUCGGCCCACCACUCAGCUGCCGCUCACUCUGCCUACAUGUCCAACCACGACUCGUAUAACUUCUGGCACAAUCAGUACAACCAGUACCCCAACAACUACCAGACACCCAGCUAUUACUCGCAAAUGGAGUAUUUUAGCAAUCAAAAUCAGGUCAACUAUAAUAUGGGACAUUCCGGGUAUAGUGCCUCGAACUUUGGCCUCUCGCCGAGCUCAUCAUUCACAGGAACCAUGUCCGCGCAAGCCUUCUCCCAGAAUGGCCUUGAUUACAUGUCACCCCAAGACAAGUAUGUGAAUAUGGUGUAGGAGAUCCUACAGUCGGCCGCUGGCAAUGUGGCUAUAGAACGGAUAGGUGGCGACACCCAGGCCCUCGAAAACACAUAUCCUAAAAAUCCUCGAUAAAUAAAAAAAAAAAACAAAAA
Episyrphus balteatus (marmalade hoverfly) is the source of this 2126-nucleotide messenger RNA. RefSeq names its product homeotic protein ocelliless (gene oc). Gene Ontology annotation, biological process: regulation of transcription by RNA polymerase II. NCBI's taxonomy places the organism in Eukaryota, Metazoa, Arthropoda, Insecta, Diptera, Syrphidae. Gene Ontology annotation, molecular function: RNA polymerase II cis-regulatory region sequence-specific DNA binding; DNA-binding transcription factor activity, RNA polymerase II-specific. Bases 565 to 2010 code for a protein of 481 amino acids. Gene Ontology annotation, cellular component: nucleus. The record is from RefSeq and is a predicted model, not a curated record. The transcript has 4 exons.